Molecule: messenger RNA, 779 nt
Organism: Maniola jurtina (meadow brown)
Lineage: Eukaryota; Metazoa; Arthropoda; Insecta; Lepidoptera; Nymphalidae
Gene: CPG14
Product: prisilkin-39-like
Exons: 2
Coding region: 53-658 (201 amino acids)
Source: RefSeq, a predicted model, not a curated record
CUCCAAGAGCCAUCAUACAACCUCCAACAUUCACUGAGUUCAUACAACAAAAAUGGCAAAGUGGAGCAUUGUCGCCCUCGCCUUAAUAGGCUACGCCGUGGCUGAAGCCCCUGGCGGCUACAGCUAUGCACCAGCUUCUUCUAUCCAAGUAGUCGGAGGCGGAGGCCACGGAUCUCCCUUAGCCAGCGGCGGCCACUACACCUCAGUGCCAGUCGGAUACCAGACCUCAGAGGGCUACCACAUCGACCCCCAUCUACUCGACAAAAUCAGGCACAUCAUCCUUAAAGACGAAAUCCAGAACCAAGCUUACCAAUCAUCCAUUGGAGGUGGUCACGGACAUGGCAUCUCUUCCCACUAUGGUGCCCCAGUUUACGGAGUUCCUCAUGAAAGAGUUGUAGGCGUUGAAUUGGAGUCUCUCCAGCAAGGCAUCCAAGUGGCUCAGUACCAUCAAGCUGAAGAGGGCUACGGUGGUUACGCCGGUGGUUACGCUGGUGGCUACUCUGGUUACUCCAGCGGCGGUUACUCCGGCGGCAGCUCCGGUGGCCACGGAUCCAUCUCAUACAGCGCCCCUUCAGUGUCCUACACGACCAUCGGCGCUCCCUCAGGCUCCUAUGGCGUCCCAUCCAUCUCAUCAUCCUACGGCAGCCCUCACCAUUAAACGAACGACUUAGUCAUUUCAUCUUAAUGUUAUGAAACUCUAUGUGAUUGCCUUAGACGUUAACUGUAUUAUAUUUGUUGUUAAUAUAAGUUUUCUGUAAAUAAAAACCUACCUUUUUGUA